Lontra canadensis (Northern American river otter) is the source of this 1359-nucleotide messenger RNA. It is a transcript of the gene KLF13, whose product is annotated as Kruppel like factor 13. The coding region runs from base 485 to 1252 and encodes 255 amino acids. Gene Ontology annotation, molecular function: RNA polymerase II cis-regulatory region sequence-specific DNA binding; DNA-binding transcription factor activity, RNA polymerase II-specific. The record is from RefSeq and is a predicted model, not a curated record. Gene Ontology annotation, biological process: regulation of transcription by RNA polymerase II. Lineage: Eukaryota; Metazoa; Chordata; Mammalia; Carnivora; Mustelidae. The transcript has 2 exons.
CCCGCGGCCGCCGCCGCCUGUAACCUGCGCCGCCAGGAUGUGGCUGGGGGCUGACGUCGGGUCCAGAUGUGGCCCCGGCCCCGCCCACCCCCGGGGCCGGGCCGCCCACACCGAGCCGCGGCGCGCACGGCGGCUGUCCCGCCUGCCACAAUGCGCGGCGAGGCUGCGGCCGCGACUUGGCGAGGUAGUCCCUAACGUCGCUGCUCGGCAUCCUUAGGAUAGGCCGCCCCUGACGCCGCGCGGGGACCCCACUGGCCCGCACCCCCCAUGCGUUCACUCUUUGGUGCCCGGCCGGGCGGGCGCCUUGCGGACGCGGAGCCGCGCGGGUGACGGCAGAGGCGGCUGCGCGCCCAGCCCAGCCCGCGGAGAGGGCGCGCCGCGCCCCCGCCCCCCGCCCGCUCUCGGGAGGCCGUGGGUGCGGAUGCGCCGCUGACGACUCGCAGCGACCAGCAGUGCUGCCGGCCCGCCGGCCGGAGCCCGCAGCAUGGCAGCCGCCGCCUAUGUGGACCACUUCGCCGCCGAGUGCCUCGUGUCCAUGUCGAGCCGCGCGGUCGUGCACGGGCCGCGGGAGGGUCCGGAGCCCGGACCUGAGGGCGCGGCCACCGCUGUCGCCGCCACGCUGCCCCGCGUCGAGGAGCGCCGCGACGGCAAGGACAGUGCCUCCCUCUUCGUGGUGGCGCGGAUCUUGGCCGACCUCAACCAGCAAGCGCCGGCGCCCGCCCCGGCGGAGCGCAGAGAGGGCGCCGCGGCCCGGAAGGCGAGGACCCCCUGCCGCCUGCCGCCAGCGCUGCCACCCGCCCCCGAGCCGGCCUCCCCCGGCGGCGAAGGUGCUGCGGCCGCGCCCCUCAGCCCCGCGUGGAGCGAGCCCGAGGCCGAGCUCGAGGCGGGGCUGGAGCCGGAGCGGGAGCCAGGGCCCGCGGGGAGCGGCGAACCCGGCCUCAGACAAAGGGGCCGGCGCGGCCGAAGUCGCGCCGACCUCGAGUCCCCGCAGAGAAAGCACAAGUGCCACUACGCGGGCUGCGAGAAAGUUUACGGGAAAUCCUCGCACCUCAAGGCGCACCUGAGAACUCACACAGCUUUCACCUGCCGGGCGGCACCUGCACAGGGGGCGGUCGGUCUCAGAGGACCAUCGCCUGACCCCCGACCCCCGGGCAGCCCUCCCCUUCCCAGGGGCCCGGAACCUCGUCGUUGGUUGUUUUUCGUUUUUUUUAAACAACGGUGGGAUGCAACCUUUCCUCCCAGGUUGGUUUAAAGAAUUGUGUAUUUUUCCUGGGCUCACGCCAACUCUUCUGUUACACUUAAUUCUUCCACAUUUGGACCAGGUUAAAAACCCGUAUAAAUAAAGUUGUCUUGUUAUCA